GUACGUGUCUGCUCUGGAUCUUGCUAACGAAAGAAUUUAGCUACGGUUCCCCUCGGCCGACUCCAAAUCAUGGCCGGCGGUCGUCUGGGAGAAGACCCUGAUGUUGGCUGAACCAUCGCAAACGGUGAUUGGUUUGUUAAGAUGACGUCAUACUCAUCCUUACAAGUUUUGCUAUUGGACUGUUAUGUCUCGACAUUUAAUUAGCUGUUUGUGACGAGUUGUUUGAGGUGUUUAAUACAUAUAUCAAAAUCAGUGAAACAUUUCCACAGUGAUAUUUGGUUUUUAUCUUGGUUUUUUCAUCUAUUUGGAAAAGUAGCAAAACGAAAGCACGUUAUUUGUAGAAGGACCAAUCAGAAUAAGUGGCUUGGAAUAUUUAUUAUUCUUUUCAGUGACUCUUUGAGUAGUAGGGAAAUGAGAGUUCACCAACAUGCGGUGCCGGUGCCAUGCGGUGCUCGACCCCAAACCCCACUCUACUGCUCGUUCAUUCCAGCGAUUGGCUAGGGUUUCUACUAUUGUGUAUGACAUGCCCAAAACCGGUACGUCAUAAGAUAUAGUCUAUGAAAAGGGAUUGCGAGUUUGAAGUCUCAUCAAUCCUACUAAGCUCCUUAGGACAGUAACGACGAAACGAAGUUUAAGCCAUGAAGUUGAGAAGUGGCCGUAUUCUUAACCCUGUGCUGUUCAAACGCAGAACAGGACAAAAAGCAAUAGCAAAUCUCGUGAAACAAAUGGAAAACAUAAAACUUGAGAAACACCAGGAUGAAGCAGGGAGGAUCAGGGAGCUUCAGACAUUUUUCAGAUUUUUAUUCUAUAGAUGCUGUGAAGACAUUGCCAACAAAGAAAGGAUUGACGAGAUUGAAAGAACCAAGGGAAGAAAGGUCACUCUUGAUGAACUAAUCCAUUGGGAAGCAGACGAGUCCUCCUGGCAAAAGACCUUUCAGAAAGUCUGGUUUCGUAUGCAAAGAGAACUUCCCUUACUGACACUACUGCAAGCUUUCGACUCUUUCAUGAAGUAUGAACAUGGUUCAGAAAACCUCGAGUACUUAAAACCUUUCCUGAGAAACUACCUCCACGAACUUUACGAUAAUAACGACAGUGGAAAAAUGAUAAAACUGAUGCAGGAAAUAAACCACGUUAAGAGUCAUGCCUUCUCAGUAUCUGACAAGAAAAUCUACCUCCAAGAGCUGGCUAGUGACUUGGCAUCCCAGACCAUCAAUCCUUUGUUUGACAACCAUCCCAUUAUCAUAUCGUGGGAUGUAUUCUUCCAAUACUCCAAAUCAAGAUGCUGCUACAUCCCCGAGAUUGAUGGUGGGCGUACUGUGAGAAAACUGUUUCUCAGGGUAUGCAAUUUUUCCAUGUUUUCAAGCCCCAGCUACCAAUACAGGAUUCUCAAGACUGGAGAAACUUUCACUAGUCCCGAAAAAGACAUCCGCAAGGCAUUGUUUCUCCACAAAAAGUGUACGGAUAAAAAUGCCCAACCCAUUGCAUGGCAUUCAGAGAAUUUGAGAACUUUGAACAAUUAAACUAUUAACUAUCAUGCCGUGUACUCUA
Messenger RNA from Actinia tenebrosa (Australian red waratah sea anemone), 1548 nucleotides. RefSeq lists its product as uncharacterized. NCBI's taxonomy places the organism in Eukaryota, Metazoa, Cnidaria, Anthozoa, Actiniaria, Actiniidae. The record is from RefSeq and is a predicted model, not a curated record.